This is a messenger RNA of Clonostachys rhizophaga, 1470 nucleotides long. NCBI's taxonomy places the organism in Eukaryota, Fungi, Ascomycota, Sordariomycetes, Hypocreales, Bionectriaceae. The record is from the annotation of a GenBank genome assembly.
AUGCCAAGGAUUAUCCUAUGUAGUGUUGACGUUGUCAUCAACUCUCUUGUUGGUGAUCUGGUGCACGCAAGCUGGCGUUGUGUCGGCGAUUUUGCCCGUUUUGUCGAGAUAGGGAAGAAAGAGCUGCUUGACACGGAGAAACUUGACAUGUCGGUUAUCGCUCGCAGCGUAACUUUCACGGCUUUUGAUAAUACAGAGAUGCUGGUCCAUCCUAAUGAUUACUACAGAAAAGCAUACAUCACGUUUGUUGGUCCCCGACUCACUCUCCACGAGAUUCUCUCCAUGUGCCAGUCAGGAAAGAUCAAACCUUUGCCUAUCACAGAAUUUGAUGUUAGCGAGAUUUCACAGGCAUACCGUUUCUUCUCGUCCAAAGACAGAGUAGGCAAAGUCUUCAUCUCACUUGAAAAGCCUAACAGUAUUAUCAAGAUUAUGCCUCCCAGAUACACCUCAAAAUUUGCGUUGGACAAAUCAUACCUGCUCAUUGGUGCGCUCGGCGGUUUGGGCCGAAGUCUAAGCAGCUGGAUGAGAUCCCAGGGUGCCCGCAACUUUGUCUUCAUGGCGAGAUCCAGCGCUUCCAAAAAGGAGGGUAAGGCUCAAGUUGACUAUCUAAGACGCUUUGGAGCACGUGACGUCUCAAGCAGUUCGGAUGUUGAAAAGGCUGUCGCUGAGUCCAAUGCACUGGGUCCGAUAGGAGGCGUCGUCCACGCCGCCAUGGGUCUUAACGAGGAUUUAUUCGGUCUGUCCAAUCUAAAUGUCGAGGGGCGUGGAACCUCCACAGUCCCCUUCAGAGCCAGGCUGCGUCCCCCUGAUUUCUUCCUCCUCGCCUCUUUCAUGUCUGGGACGGUUGGAGUUGCCACUGAGACCAACUACUGCGCUGCAAAUGCGUUCUUGGAUGCCUUUUCGUACUGGCGUCGUCGACAGGGUCUCCCUACCGUGUCCAUCGGUCUUGUAAUAGUGUCAGAAGUAGAAGCCUUGCUUUUGAGACGAGGUAUCCAGCCUUUGAACGAAGGCGAGUUUCUUCGGGUUGUUGAUCUUGGCAUUGUUGUUGUUGUUGUUAUUGUUUUACGCCGACCUUCGGUGUUUAAGCUUCUCGAGAAGGGCUUUGAGAUGACUCGCACCGUGAUGGACGAUGAGUGGUCGUCGAUUCUGUCUGCAGCCUUGGACUUUGAUCAAACUAGAAACACAGGCGACCCAAACAAUACCUCUGGCGGUGCAAGUCUUGGCUGGAUGAAGAGGUUUCCCGAGGUGGCUGCCAAGUGUCUCAUGAAGGAGACGAACGUCUCAUCACUCAAGGAGGCGCUCAACCUCGUGAUUGGAAGGAAGUUCUCCAACUUUAUUCUCAUGUCCUAUGAAAAGAUCGACUAUGCAAGGUCGUUUGCGCAGCUUGGAGUCGACAGUAUGAUGGCGUCUGAUUUCCAUGCCUGGUUCUGGAACGGUUUCGCUGCUGACAUUCCAUUCUUGAACAUUUGA